Molecule: messenger RNA, 577 nt
Organism: Nicotiana attenuata
Lineage: Eukaryota; Viridiplantae; Streptophyta; Magnoliopsida; Solanales; Solanaceae
Exons: 3
Source: RefSeq, a predicted model, not a curated record
AGUUUUGCUCGAAUAUGCGAGGAAAAAAAGAAAGAAACUUCUGAGCCUCUAUCAAGCAAGGACCUCUUUGUGGCUACGAGAAAAAGAAAAGUUGAUCGAGUAUACAAGGCCUCGUAUGCAGAUACUCUUAAUAAAAUUGCUGAAAUGGAAAGACUACAAUCAACACAAGAAAGUGAAGAUGGCAGUCAAUCAGUUGAUGCAUUUGCAUCAGUCAUGGGACCUGAGCAUCCAGGUCGCAUAAGAUUGUAUGGACGUGGGGUUACCAAGACCUCCUUAAAAAGAAAAGUGGGAGAUUUGGGACCCUCAAGUUCUACUGAUGAGGUGAUGCAGCAAAAAUUGGAGGAAAUGGAAGAAAGGAUGCAGCAAAGAUUGCAGGAAAAGUUCAAUGCACAAAAAGAUGCCAUGGAACUACAAGUUGCAGUAAAAAUCAUUUCACAACUUAAGCAUCUGAAUUCAGAUUUACGGGUUGAUCCCAGCAUGCUAGGUUUCAAUGCUCGUUCACCUGGAGAAGCUUCCUCUGCCCAACAAGCUACUGUGCAACUAAUAAAUCGCCUAUAUACUGGGAGUAAUAAUCAAG